This is a messenger RNA of Gadus macrocephalus (Pacific cod), 967 nucleotides long. RefSeq names its product macrophage mannose receptor 1-like. The transcript has 3 exons. The record is from RefSeq and is a predicted model, not a curated record. The annotation marks the transcript as partial. NCBI's taxonomy places the organism in Eukaryota, Metazoa, Chordata, Actinopteri, Gadiformes, Gadidae.
CUUGCUGUGACGGCUUCCCCUGCAGGGCUCGUGGGACACCAUGCGUCUCCCAUCACCAAACUCUACCACCACGUGGAUCAGAAGAUGAGCUGGACUGAUGCUCAGCGAUACUGCAGGGAGCAGUUUCAUGACCUGGCGACCAUAGACAACCGGGAAGACCUAGAGCGGCUGCAAGCGUCCAGAAAAGGGUCCGAUUAUGACAUUGACAUCGCAUGGAUCGGACUUUAUGAUGACCGCACCAGAUGGCAGUGGUCCCACGGCAACCAAGACUACAAAAUGGGUCAAGACUAUGACAAUUGGGCCGGAGAUCAACCAAACAACGUAGACGCCAAACAGAACUGUACAGUGAUUAUGCCCCAAACAGGGGAAUGGUCCGAUAGGAGAUGCACUGAUCUGGCCUGUCCUGUCUGCAUUAAUGCUGCGGGCAACUACAUCUAUGUCCAAGAAAAAAUGACCUGGUACAAGGCGAGGGAAUACUGCGUGUCUCACCACACUGAGUUGGCAAUUGUGAGAGACGCGACAGAGAACAGCAAAAUCUAUGCAUUGAUGAAUUCAAACGCAUGGAUCGGGCUCCACAGAAAUCCAUGGUCCCACUGGUCUGACGGGAGUAGAACCACUUACCUUAAUUGGGAAACAGGCCAGCCAAUAAAUUAUGGAGGCAAGCAAAAUUGUGCUGCAAUGAUUUUUAUUACAGCAGAUUAUAGAGAUAAAAAUUGCCAGGAUUUAUUUUACGUCGCCUGUCAGGAACUGCAGAAACAACGCUCAACCUUUAGGAUAAAGAUCAGCACUGAGACAGACAUGACCAAUCCGGAGGUUCAACGCCAGUUUGUUGAACAGCUCUCUGCCAAAAUGGCCAAGGAAGGAGUGACUGGCAUGCAAAUCCAUUGGAUUGUGAAGGACGGACAGGACCAGAAGAGUAAGAAAUGAAGAGCUCUUUGAGUUAGAACAGUGGUUCUCCAACUUUUCU